AUGUCGUUCGUGCCCAUCAUCUGCGGUAAACGCGACUGGGACGUCGAGUACGCCCAGUCGCAAGAGUACAACGCUAUAUACUGUCCUAACUGCCAUAAUUACAAAGUGCGGCCCGUCAAACGACGCGAGUUCAUCACGAUUUGGUUCAUUCCUGUGAUGCCGUUCUUCUGGGGCAAACAGCUCGUUUGCCCGAUCUGCAAUUGGCGCCAGGACUUCAAGAGCGACGAGCAGCUCAAAAAAGUGCUGAGAGAGCAGGAUAACAUCCGCGCGGGUAAGGUCGGCGGCUAA
Molecule: messenger RNA, 288 nt
Organism: Lachancea fermentati
Lineage: Eukaryota; Fungi; Ascomycota; Saccharomycetes; Saccharomycetales; Saccharomycetaceae
Source: the annotation of a GenBank genome assembly